UCUCAAAAUGAAUAAAAUUCUUAUUUUCUUUUUCCUUUUAACAAUCGUUUCCCUAGCUGCAUCUCACCGCCACAAACAUGGAAAAGUGAAGAAGAUCGUGAAGGUUAUGACAGUUGGUGGAAAACCAAUGAAUGACUUUGGAGGAAGUAGAAGAGGAGGAUUCAGAAGACGAGGUGGAGAUACACAUGUUCAUCAUCACCACCACCAUCAUCAGCCGAAAGCUUCAUCUUCCUCUUCAUCGUCAUCAUCGGAAUCUCGUGAAGAGCCAAUUGUUGGAGCAGAAAAACCGGUGCAUACUACAUUAUCGGCUCCUCUACCAACUCCGAAGCCACUUCCGCCAGCUUGUGAAAAGGAAUGGCUGUCGUUUAAGAGAAAGAGUGAGCUUUGGUGUGUAUUGGUCGGAAAUCAAGGAGCUGACAACCAUGCCUUCUCACAAGCCGAAGCCGAAAAAAUCUGCAAAAAACACGGAGCAACACUUACAGGAGUGAUAAGCUCAGAGGAGAGAGAUAAGAUUGCCGAUGAGGCUCUUCAUCAGCUCGGCGAGAUGAAAAUGGAAGUUGGAGCAGUUUGGUUGGGAGCAACAACUACCCCAGAUUGUACUGUGAAGAGUUGUGGGGAAGAGGACACUUUCAAAUGGACAGAUGGACACACUACCGGAGUCGCUGGGUUCAAAUGGGGAGAACAUGAGCCAGAUAAUCAAGAUUAUGGAAGUGACAAAGCAUGCAUUCAACAGAUCGUGAUGAGCCCAACGUAUGCUAAAGACUCUACAAAUCACAAGUUCGCCGAGUUUUUCGAACAUGGAGAUUUCGACAAACACAGUUGCAAAGGUGGAGAGAGCCCGAAAACGAGACUGUAUGCGUGUGGAAAGAAGGCUGUUUAGAGCUUUCCAGUAUUUUUUUCACUAAAAUAAAUAUGUUUUAACGAGAAAA
This is a messenger RNA of Caenorhabditis elegans, 929 nucleotides long. It is a transcript of the gene clec-232, whose product is annotated as C-type lectin domain-containing protein. The coding region runs from base 8 to 880 and encodes 290 amino acids. NCBI's taxonomy places the organism in Eukaryota, Metazoa, Nematoda, Chromadorea, Rhabditida, Rhabditidae. The record is from RefSeq and is marked reviewed. The transcript has 3 exons. Gene Ontology annotation, molecular function: carbohydrate binding.